This is a messenger RNA of Dioscorea cayenensis subsp. rotundata (Guinea yam), 967 nucleotides long. RefSeq names its product dehydrin DHN1-like. Gene Ontology annotation, biological process: response to water. The transcript is spliced from 2 exons. The coding region runs from base 102 to 749 and encodes 215 amino acids. NCBI's taxonomy places the organism in Eukaryota, Viridiplantae, Streptophyta, Magnoliopsida, Dioscoreales, Dioscoreaceae. The record is from RefSeq and is a predicted model, not a curated record. Gene Ontology annotation, cellular component: membrane.
UAUCCCACUUCCAAAGCAAUUAAUCCUUGAUAAAUUAGUUAUUAAAUAGUUUUAUUAUAAUUAUUUAUUGAUAUUAAUUUAUUUCAGAGAGAAAUUAAAGGAUGGCUGAAGAGGAAAAGCAGGUUCAGGAUGUGGAAGUGAAGGAGAGGGGCUUGUUAGAUUUCAUGGGGAAAAAGGAGGAAAAGAAAGAAGAUGAGGAACUGGUCUUUGUAAGUGGGGUGGAAAAAGUGGAAGUGGAGGAGAAACCUAAUGAUCAAGAGAAGCAUGGAAUUCUUGAGAAGCUGCAACGUACUCACAGUAGCUCUAGUUCUUCUAGUGAUGAAGAAGAAAUAGAUGAGAAUGGAGAGAAGAAGAGGAAGAAGAAGAAGGGACUGACAGAGAAGAUCAAGGAGAAGUUGAGCACCGGAGAGGAGGAGAAAACAGAGGUUAAUGAAUACGAAAAAUCAUCAGUUGUUACUGACGAUAAAAAUUCAGUAAUCAUAGUAGAAAAAUUGGAAGGAACAUCACUAAAAGAUGAUGAAACUCCGGCAGAAGAAAACAAGGGAUUCUUGGAGAAGAUCAAGGAGAAACUGCCCAUGCAAAGCAAGAAACCAAGUGAAGAGGAAGUUGUUACAGUUGAAUGCAAGGAAAGUGGUAAGGAGGAGAAGAAGGGGUUCUUGGAAAAGAUAAAGGAGAAGCUUCCUGGUUAUCAUAAGAAUGAGAAGGAGGAGGUCACUACUGAGAGCAUUGCUAAUGCGAGUAGUACCUAGUGAAAGGAAACAGAAUGUUUUUUGAUCUUUUGUUGGAGUUGUUGCUUUAGUGUGUUUGGUUUGUUUGUAUGUCGGUUGGUUGUUUUAGAAUGUUGUUGUGUAGCUGUGUUUAUUUGGUGAUGAUAUUUGGACUUUUUAUAUACUAAAUAAUUAAUGGCUUUCAUGUAGUUCUGUUAUGAGUAAAGUUAUAUGAAAACUCCAAUUCAGGGUUUAAAAUA